CAAGAAAACACAAACGUACGCUCUCUCUCUCUCAUCUCCAGUCACACUGUGUUUUCUCUCUCCUAAAAAAACCCAAAUUCUUCCUGAAUUGCCAGCGCCAUUCAUCCAGAGGCGCAAAGAAGCUUCACCACCCAAUGAAUUGCCUUCCCGCAGAGCCUCAUUUCAACACCUGAGCCUCAGGAAUUGAGUUCAUUGUGCUUGUUUAUUAGCAAUUGAAGUUGGAAAAUGCUGGAAGCUGCUGCAGUGGUGAGCAAUGGCGGAUUCUCUCCUCACUCAUCGCAUCUGCAUAGCUGCGGAGACAGCUCAGAGGAGGAGCUUUCUGUUUUGCCGCGCCACACCAAGGUUGUUGUCACAGGUAACAAUCGCACAAAGUCGGUGCUGGUGGGGCUUCAGGGCGUCGUCAAGAAAGCUGUUGGCCUCGGUGGAUGGCAUUGGCUGGUCCUCACUAAUGGUAUUGAGGUGAAGCUGCAAAGGAAUGCUUUAAGUGUUCUUGAACCUCCUACGGGGAAUGAGGAAGACGACUACCUUGAAAUUGAACACGAGCAGUGGAAUAGCUCGGAUAUUGCGUUCGACGAUGCUCAUAAGUCCCAUAGGUCGAGGCAUCGUAUGCACCGUUCGUCUAACAAGACUCUCCGCCGGUCUCUCUCCUCUGACUCUCAGCUGAAGGAUUCUGUCUCUACUGCCAAAGUGUCCUCGGUUGACCUCAGCAAACUAGAGAUGGCUGCGCUGUGGAGAUAUGCAUUGCAUUUUAACCUUGUGGAUACGAAUCCUAACCCUUCUAAGGAGCAACUGAUCGACGUUGUCCAGAGGCAUUUUGUUUCACAGCAACUGGACGAGCUUCAAGUGAUUGCGGGGUUUGUGAAGGCAGCAAAGAGACUGAAGACAGUGUGCAAAUGAUGAUGGUUCGGAUUGGAUGUGGGCUGACCCUAACAAAGUUGCAAUACCUUAAAAAAACUUGUGGGAAUGUAUAUGUUUAGUAAUGGUGUCUAGUUGUGUAGGUGUAGAUAAAGAUCUGUGUAGAUAUAUGCGUUGGAACUGACUGACUCAAGAGUCCUAAGAGGCCAUCAUAUCCCAAACCAAAAGUGGGGACUUUUUCUUCAGCCUGUAUAGGCCCCCACCCACAGAUAACACCUUAACCCUUUCAAUGGAUCUAUUGUUAUCUCUCAAAACUCUCUCUAAUGUGUGUAUAUUCUAUCAAAGCUUAUUACAGUGAGAGAGAGAGAGAGGGGGGGAUUUAGUUGGUUGGAGAUGGAGCAUCCAAUGUUGGAUUUUCUUGGCAGUGGUGUGUUUGUAAUCCACCUGUCACUUUACAAGAUGGUCUUGACUAGGCUCUUACUUUUGGUUGUAUGAAAGCAUAUCACAAAAUUCAAAAUAUUAACUAUAGUUUUGUCUGUA
This is a messenger RNA of Salvia hispanica, 1395 nucleotides long. RefSeq lists its product as uncharacterized. The record is from RefSeq and is a predicted model, not a curated record. Gene Ontology annotation, cellular component: histone deacetylase complex. Lineage: Eukaryota; Viridiplantae; Streptophyta; Magnoliopsida; Lamiales; Lamiaceae. Gene Ontology annotation, molecular function: protein binding; transcription coregulator activity. Gene Ontology annotation, biological process: regulation of DNA-templated transcription.